Daucus carota subsp. sativus is the source of this 1842-nucleotide messenger RNA. RefSeq names its product fasciclin-like arabinogalactan protein 15. Lineage: Eukaryota; Viridiplantae; Streptophyta; Magnoliopsida; Apiales; Apiaceae. Bases 243 to 1571 code for a protein of 442 amino acids. The record is from RefSeq and is a predicted model, not a curated record. The transcript is spliced from 3 exons.
UUACUCCCGAGUCCUAUUACAUCACCUAUUCACGAUUCACCUCACCACUCCCACUCCUAUUACUACCUUCAUGUUUCCAGUUGUCUCAACUCACCAUUCCCCUCCAACCACUACCCCCUUUCCUUUCCCUCUCCCUCUUUCCAUUUCCCACCAUUCCACCCUUUAUUAACACACACACACAAACCUAGACCAAACAUAACUCAACCUUAAAAACACACACACACACACAUUGUAACUCAGACAUGGCAUCUCACCAGAUCUGUAUUCCUCUUCUCCUUAUUUCUCUCCUUGUUAUUACAACAACCACCGCAUUACAACCUCAAAUCAACUCCAACUCUGUCCUGGUCGCACUUCUCGACUCACGUUACACCGAACUCUCCGAACUCAUCGAGAAAGCCCUUUUAUUACAAACCCUAGAACAAGCACUCACUCAACACAAUCUCACUAUUUUCGCACCCAACAACCAGGCUCUGAACCGGAAUCUCGACCCGGAGUUCAAGCAGUUCCUCCUGGAGCCCCGGAAUCUCAAAUCUCUGCAGAAUCUGUUGUUGUUUCACAUCGUGCCUUCUCGCAUUCACUCAUCUCAUUGGCCGGCGAAGCACAAAACGCUGGGGAACAAUGAUAAUCAUUUCUUGUCAUUGACUGGGAGCUCCGGUGAGAAGUUCGUGGGCCGGGUCAGGGUGACCCGACCCGAGGACAUAACCCGACCCGACGGGGUUAUUCACGGCAUUGAGCGGUUUUUAAUCCCGAGAUCCGUUCAGGAGGAUUUUAACUCGCGGAGGAGUUUGAGAUCCAUCUCCGCGGUUUUACCCGAAGGAGCUCCGGAAGUUGACCCGAGAACAAACCGGUUGAAAAAACCGGCUCAAGUGCCCGUCGGCGCGCCGCCGGUUCUUCCAGUGUUCGACGCGUUGGCUCCCGGUCCAUCUCUAGCUCCGGCGCCGGCUCCUGGUCCCGGUGGUCCACGUCAUCAUUUCGACGGUGAGAGUCAGGUAAAAGACUUUAUUCAAACGCUACUACAUUAUGGUGGGUACAAUGAAAUGGCGGAUAUUUUAGUUAAUUUGACGUCGUUAGCUUCUGAAAUGGGGCGAUUAGUAUCGGAGGGAUAUGUUAUAACUGUGUUAGCUCCUAAUGAUGAAGCGAUGGCUAAAUUAACUACUGAUCAAUUAAGUGAGCCCGGGGCACCGGAACAGAUAAUGUACUAUCAUAUAAUCCCCGAGUACCAGACCGAAGAGAGUAUGUAUAAUUCUGUGAGGAGGUUUGGUAAGGUGAAUUAUGAUACAUUGAGAUUGCCACAUAAGGUUGUUGCUGAGGAGGCUGAUGGUUCGGUUAAGUUUGGGAAGGGAGAGGGUUCAGCUUAUUUGUUUGACCCGGAUAUUUACACCGAUGGGAGGAUUUCGGUGCAGGGGAUUGAUGGGGUUUUGUUUCCUGUUGAGGAAGAAGAGAGUAAGGUGGUGAAGAAGGUGCCUCCUGCAGGUGUUUCGAAGGUUGUUGCCAAGCAAAGAAGAGGUAAGUUGAUGGAAGUAACAUGUAGUUUGCUUGGUCCCUUUACUCGUCUUUCUACCUGUCAUUGAAAUUCCACGCCAAAGAAAUACACGAAGAAAUUUUAAUCAUGCUAUAAAAGUGCACCAAGUUUUAGGUAUCAAGAACGGAGAUGCUCAUCCAAAGCGAAACCCUCACAAAAAAGGAGAUAUUUUUUUAUUUGUUAAUCACUCUGUAAUUACUAAUUUUUUGGUUCUCUGUUUGUUUCUUUCUUCUUUGUCAUACUUUAAUAUGAAAUUGCACAUAUAUACUAGUCAUAGAAGAAUACUUUUGGCUAUCAAAAAGUUGUGUGCUUUGUUUUUA